AUGAGUGCCGCCGAUGCAGCGUGGAUUGAUUCCUGGCGGCACUCAGUCCCAAGCCGUCUUGAGCGAGAAGAUCCCUUUGAAAAUGACGGCUUCGAGGCAAGAUGCUCAACCAGACUGACAUUCCGAGAGCCAGGUCCGCCGCCUAGGUCAGCAAAUCGCGGCUUCCUCCGGUCCAUGACGCCUUUUCGACGGUCGACCGUCCAAGAAGCCACAGACGAUCGACCUCAGGCAGGACAUGAAGUGCUUGAACAAGACUCACUACAGAAAUGCGACACAAGGACGCCCACACGUUGCGAUAACAAGGGCAAACGAAGCAUUCUGGCCCUCUUCUCAAGGAAACGGAAACAGACGAGUCCCAGUCCGGCGCGUGGUCUAGCGAUGGGUGUUUCGCUGCGACUGAAGGUUCUGUGUGUUGGCGACAGACGGUGUGGACAGACGGCGCUUCUUUAUCGUGCGAAAUUUGGGAGGUUUGUAGACGAUACUUCUGGCACGGGGGACCUAGAGACUGUUUCGAGGCUCUCGUACAUGUCAUGGGGUGCGAUCCUUCUGUGCUUCGACGUCAAGGAGAAGAUGGGCAUGAUCAGGGUGCUCCACUGGGUAUUUGUCCCUUGCUGCAAAGACGCGAAUCGUAUUGACCUAGGCAGUGGCAAGAGGCUGUGA
This is a messenger RNA of Metarhizium acridum CQMa 102, 660 nucleotides long. NCBI's taxonomy places the organism in Eukaryota, Fungi, Ascomycota, Sordariomycetes, Hypocreales, Clavicipitaceae. The record is from RefSeq and is a predicted model, not a curated record.